Molecule: messenger RNA, 3279 nt
Organism: Spirodela intermedia
Lineage: Eukaryota; Viridiplantae; Streptophyta; Magnoliopsida; Alismatales; Araceae
Source: the annotation of a GenBank genome assembly
AUGGAGGGCGCAUCCAGUAGCGCUGGCGGCUCUGCGUCGGCGAUCGCCCCUGUGAAGAAGGUAAUGUGCUCUGACUCUACGAAUCUUGUAGUUUACUCCGUUGAAGAGCUGAAUCGCCGGUGAUGAUGUUGGCGACGGGUGAGAGCCAGGAGUCUUUCUGUUGUUUUUCUUUCUUUCCAGAGAUCUGUUGGAGGUAUCUUGAUUUGAAAGAUUUUCUAGGGUUUUCAUAAUUCCACGGGUAUGAAUUGGAUCUCUGUUGUCAGGCCGUCAGCGCGAUCGGGAAGGAGGAGGAGAUUCAUCAGUCGCCUUAUCUAGAAGAGUCGGUUGGGGGUGGGAUUUGCGCGAUUUGCUUGGAGAAGAUCGUCCUUCAGGAGACGGCUCUGGUCAAAGGUUGCGAGCACGCCUACUGGUUUGUCUUGGACAUCUCUCCAUUUCUCUUGUUGGUAUUUAAUUCCGAAACGUCCUUCAAGUGGCCUACUACUGUAUCGAGAUAUGUUUCCUUGCGAUCUCUUGUUCUUUGGAUGUGACCUUUGCAUACUCUUAAGAUUUCGUAAGACAAGCCUAUUUUUGCCCGAAGACCGACAGGAUGCAGCACUCGUGGUUUUUCUCGUACGUUCACCUCCUGCGGAUUCUAGUGUCCAUGUGUUUUGAACUCAUGGUCUAGUUUAUGAGGUGGACUCUCCUGACUACCCGUCAAAUGGAUAAUGGCAUAUUCUUGAACUAUUUUGAAUCCUUCUUGAAAGAUUCUUUUGAUAAAUUUUACUUGAGAAUAACAUGAAACUUUGUGUCAUGAACUGGAUGAAGCUUUUUGGACUCGGAUACUUUACAUGCAUCAUCAGCGCUGCAUUUGAUCCCCUAUUACGGAUUUUUAAUAUGGUCCCUAAUACUUAGAUACAUCCACAACAAGAUAAAUCUUGCAGAAGCACAUAGAAGUUGACUAAUACUUAUACUUGCCUCAGUUUUUGAGUUGUUUCUUGACGUUCACUUUUUCCAGUCAUUUGGAGUUCUGAUGCUUAUUUCAACAAUCCAGUUUGGUCACGACAUUUACAUGUUUCGUCAUCUUUUACGACGUGCCUCAGCUUGCGGUGAUGUUUGGUCUGAGAAUUGUGAAACUGGAUUUUCUCUCUGUAUAUGGGGAGAUACUUCUGGAAUUGUUGUGAAAGUGUACCUGAAUAUGGAUGACAAAUGCCUAAGCUUGAAGAGCAUCUGUCUUUAUUUCUCAGCUUGAAUAGGAGCUGUUAAUGUUGCAUAAUGACUUAGUGAAUGUAAUGUCAAUGAAUUGUUACAAUAGACAGAUGAGGUUAUGGCUGUGGUUCGUAGUCUUGUGACAAUGGACAUGGAUCAUUGAUAGUAUUUAUUUUCCUGAUUAGCAGGAUGGAUUUGUAUUGUUGCAUAUUUUCAGAUGCUAUAGUAAAGCAUCUGAUGUUUGCACGACGUUGAUACAAGUAAUCAAAUUUCUGUUGUCCUACAGUUUGGAAACAUGUAGUGUAUUCCAUGUUUUCAUAGUUUCAUUGACAAAACUAUUUUUUUGCCCACAGUUUGGAAGGCAAAACUAUUUUUUUGGCCUGUGAUGAAUAUCUUAUUUGCUACUUGUGUUUGAUUUGAUACAGUACAGAAGCGAUUAGAAAGUAGUUCCUAUCAUGAAAGAUCCGUCUUGUAUUUCUUUGGGCACUUAACUGGCAUCUAGGACCCACUAAGCUGCAAUCUAGUGCUUUAAAAGUUUAUAUUAUUCCACUCAGUUACCACCCUUUCCGGUAUUAUAUUGCAGAUUACGGUAUUUGCUACCCUUUCCAUGCCCUUAAUGACCUCAUGGUUUCUGGUAAGGAGCUUCCACUCCCAAUUUUUGGUGCUCUCGUGGGGAUGUGAUUGUAUAACCUCAAUUGUGUAUAUUUCGGAUCCAUGUCUAUCAUAUCCUCGAUGUAUCAGCUUUAAGACAGAGAUAGAAUGGCGGGGGGUGAGAGAGAUCUGUGAGCAAAUGAAAAGUAGUGCAUAUAAUGGGAGGUAAGUUUAAUUGGCUUCUAACCAUAAAUGUUGUGGGAACAAGAGGUGAUAAGUGGAAAGUGAAGUCAUUAUGAUCUAGUGGACCUAACGCAAAGAUACUUUACCGUCCUGACGCAGCCAUUGUCACCACACCACCUGUUACCGUCCUGACACUUCAUUUACUCGAAGUAUCAUUUACUCUAGGGCACUGGUACUGGUAGUAGCUUAGGUCUUCCUUCGGCACCUCGCAAUUUACUUAAAUAAAUUUUAUAAGUUAAAUACUCUGUUUCAGUGACCAGUCAUGGCUGUCGCCAAUAAGGUAAAUAGAUUAGUCUUUUUUACCCUAUGAACUCUCAUGCUUUAUUUACUCUCAAAAUAUCCACUUUGUUUUUUUGCAUGCUGUUUUACAGCCCCAUUUGCUAUCCCCCCAUUGCAUUCAUAAAUUGCGUUUCUUCACAGAAGUCCUACACACAAAUAAUCAACUGACUCCUGCUCUUUAUUUGAUAUUUUUAAAACUAUCCAUUACAUUAUCCAAGAUGCCCGAGCAUCUACAGUGCGACGAAACCGGAAGUAUAGAAACCAAUCUCUUUCUUCCCCUUUCAGCGUCACCUGCAUCCUGAGGUGGGCGUCAUACAGGGACAGGAACCCGACCUGUCCACAAUGCAAGCUGCCCUUCGCAUUCCUUAUCAUCCACCGAACUCUGGACGGCUGGUAUUCAUCCCCUCCCCACAACUCUCCAAAUCCGACGGUGGGUUGCAGAAAGUGGCCAAAACCUAAACCCAAACCCAACUACUUCUUUUCCUUGUAUGGUCCUGCAGCAUUCGAGACUUCAUGUUCGAAGAGAGCAUCUGCCUGCUCCUGAGGGCUCAGUGGUUCGUUCCCCUGCCGGUGCCAGCGGAGGGCCAGGAGGUAUCAGAGGAAGAGCUCAGCCUCUACCAGUCCGAUUACUAUGACGGAUUGGAGGAAGAAGAGGAGGAUCUCGAGGAGGAUUACUACGUCGCUGCCAGGUCCUCCACUCUGCUCAUCGGCAACAGGCGCUGGGGCGACAAUGGCUAUGUCAGGGCCGGUCGCAAGGAGGCCCGGCCGGUGAAUUGGCGGUGCUCUGGCAGUGCCGAUACCCCGCCUGCGGCAGCAAGCAGCGGCUCCUCAUCCUCAUCGUCGUCCCAUAAGGGCAAGGAGGUGGUAAAGGGGGCAGCGGCGGCAGGGAGGAGAGCAAAAAGGGCCUUGAAGAGGGAAGCGGCUGACAAGGCAGCUGCCGCCAAGCACCAGCAGCGCUUGGAGAAGCUGGGGCGAGCGUAG